AUGUGGCUUACGUCUUGGCAACAGGAUAAACUUUUAACCCAGAUAGACAACUGUAUCUCUGAAGAUGUCUCGGAGCUAAUGUAUGACGUGAUUCAGGAUAUGCCCUACCUUGACCAAGUUAUCAACGAGACAUUGAGAAUGUAUCCACCACUUGCAGCGACGAACAGGACGACCAGCUAUCACAAGGACGUGUUGUUGGAUGGCUAUUGGUUUCCUGCCAACACACUGAUCCAGUACAGCAUUUACAUGAUUCAUCAUGACCCUCAACUUUAUCCAGAACCAGACAAGUUCAUGCCGGAAAGGUUUCUCCCUGAAGAGAAGGCAAAACGUGACCCUUUCACCUUCAUACCGUUCGGACAUGGUCCUCGUAAUUGUAUUGGCAUGCGGCUUGCUCUCCUCGAGGCGAAAAUCGCCCUGGUGGCUACCUUAAAGAAGGUCACGUUCGUCCAGGUCCCAGAAACUGAGGUAAUAUAUUUUGUGCCCUUGGAAGUGAUCACUUAUGAGCCGUUCCUGCGACCAGCCAGGCCUGUCAAAGUUGGGGUGGAGAAACGGUCUUAG
Messenger RNA from Mya arenaria, 558 nucleotides. RefSeq names its product cytochrome P450 3A25-like. Gene Ontology annotation, molecular function: iron ion binding; monooxygenase activity; oxidoreductase activity, acting on paired donors, with incorporation or reduction of molecular oxygen. The record is from RefSeq and is a predicted model, not a curated record. NCBI's taxonomy places the organism in Eukaryota, Metazoa, Mollusca, Bivalvia, Myida, Myidae. The transcript is spliced from 5 exons. The coding region runs from base 1 to 558 and encodes 185 amino acids.